AUGGUCCCUAAUUCUGUAAUUGCGGGAGCUGCCGCCUUCAUCUCCGUACCACUCCUAGCAGCGCCUAAGAGCACCCCUUCUAGGAUUUUGAAGCUUGUUUUACACACUUCAAUCUAUACCACAGGUCUCGCUUUCAACUCGCUCGUAGGUGUCGUAUCCGGGUUAGCAGCAUUGGUCGGUGGUGAUAGGUAUAGACAGCAGAUAUCGUGGCUAGUUGCUAGGUCGUUUUAUUACACUGUAACACCGCUAGUUGGUUGGAAAUUUAACGUCAUCGGUGAGGAGAAAUUUGAGCCAUUCACGAACCCGGACGAUUCAAAGAGACAGUCCUCGAUUAUGGUAUCCAAUCACCAAACCGCACUUGAUAUCCUGUUCCUUGGAAGAAUUUUCCCCAAAUUCACAACCAUGAUGGCAAAACAGGAGAUCAAGAAGAUUCCUCUGUUGGGCUGGUGGAUGGUUCUAUCAAAGGCUGUAUUCAUCAACAGGAAAGAUCGCAAGGAUGCUAUCACGGCGUUCAACAGAAUAGGCAAUGAAAUUAAGGAUAGAGGUAUUUCAGUAUGGAUUUUCCCAGAAGGCACACGCUGUACAACCCCAUCGCCUUCUUUAUUACCUUUCAAGAAAGGCGCUUUCCACUUGGCCAUUCAAGCUCAGAUCCCUAUUCUACCAGUUUUAUGCGAAAAUUAUUAUCAUCUAGCAAAUUACAAUGGUGAUGCGAAUACUGGUGGAUCACGAUUUGAGAGAGGUCAAGUGCAAAUCAAGGUGCUUGAUCCUAUUCCAACAACGGGUCUCACAUCUGAUGACGUACAAACGCUCAUCGACUAUACCUAUGAGUAUAUGCUCUAUCACUUGAAGCUGUUAUCUUCUACAUCUUGCUCACUCGGGAAGCCUCUCCCCCCACCGCCUUCGCCUUUCAACAAGCCAUUGCCAACGAAAUCCACCAGAACGGAUGACGAGGAUGUCGUUUUGGUUGAGAAGAGUUAG
Messenger RNA from Wallemia ichthyophaga EXF-994, 978 nucleotides. RefSeq lists its product as uncharacterized. Gene Ontology annotation, biological process: phosphatidic acid biosynthetic process. Gene Ontology annotation, cellular component: endoplasmic reticulum; membrane. Lineage: Eukaryota; Fungi; Basidiomycota; Wallemiomycetes; Wallemiales; Wallemiaceae. The transcript has a single exon. Gene Ontology annotation, molecular function: 1-acylglycerol-3-phosphate O-acyltransferase activity. The coding region runs from base 1 to 978 and encodes 325 amino acids. The record is from RefSeq and is a predicted model, not a curated record.